Molecule: messenger RNA, 498 nt
Organism: Funneliformis geosporum
Lineage: Eukaryota; Fungi; Glomeromycota; Glomeromycetes; Glomerales; Glomeraceae
Source: the annotation of a GenBank genome assembly
AUGUCAAAAAUGUUUAUGUUAUUGUUCCCUUACGGGCUAUCGAACAAUUAUCCGGUCGUGGUUUUGCGUUUACCUUUUGGCAGUCAUACCUCCAAAGAAGCCUUAAAUACUUUGGAAAUCAUAAUGCAUGAUAAUUUUCAAGAGUUAUUAAAUGUCCGUAAAUUUAGAAAUAGCGAAAAUCAGCCCGAACAAGAAGUAAUUGAAAAACCUUUUAGUUAUUAUCAUCCAAGUUGCGAAGUUGUUGCCAAAAAAAAUUUGGAGGAAGAAUUUGCCAAAAGAACCAAAGGCUACCAACUUGUCAAGGGUUUAUAUAAUUAUGAUACUUUUGAUAGUGGAAUUGAGUUUCAGUUUGCCAAGUUAAUUGACAGAACCAAAAGAAAAAUUAAGGAUGAUAAUAAUCCUAAUCCGGAAAUAGAUGAGAAAAAUCAGGCGGCGAAAGAAUGGGUAAAUGCUUUAAAUUUGGAGUUAAGAGAAAAGGCAAGAAAAAAUAAAAAGUGA